AUGUCGUUUGAUAGACUCAUUCGAUUUAUCGAUCAAAAUGGCGCGACACAGUAUGGUAACCUUGAUCAAGAGGUCGACGUGAAGGCCAUUGAAGGUUCAGAAGUUCAACUGGUUUCCGGUGAUCUAGAAUCCGGGUUCCAGAUAUCGUCUCAGAAGGCGGUAGUGCACCAACUGCUUAAUCCUCUCGGCACCACCCCGCUAGUACUCUGUGCCGGUGUGAACUAUCACUCUCACUCUCGUGAGACGAAGUUCACCCCGCCCAAGAAGCCCGUGGUGUUCGCCACACCUCCAGACCGACUUGCAGGACCUCUCGAGGACAUCCCCAUCCCUCCAGAUGCACAGAGCUUGCUAGACUACGAGGGCGAACUGAUCCUCGUCAUCGGCAAAGACGGGAUCAACAUCCCCGAAGACCAGGCCCUGGAUUACGUCCUGGGAUAUGUCGUCGGCAAUGACGUCUCGGCACGGUAUUACAACAAUCCAGACGUUUCGGGCUGGCAGAUGGGCUAUGCGAAGUCGUUUGACAAAUUCGGGCCCAUCGGACCCUAUUUAGUGUCGCCGAAGCUGAUUCCCGACCCGCAGAAUUUGCACCUGGUGACCAAGGUGAACGGGAGCGUCAGGCAGGAGGCGUCGACGUCGGAGAUGAUCUGGACGUGCAAGCAGCUCAUUGCGUUCUGCUCGAACGGGCGGACUCUGCGCCGUGGGACCGUUAUAAUGACGGGGACUCCGGAGGGCGUUGGGUGGCAUUCGAACGGGUGCUUGAAGGACGGCGAUGUAGUCAGUGUGACUAUCGAUGGGUUAGGCUCGAUACACAACAAGAUGGUCUUCUCCUAG
Messenger RNA from Fonsecaea pedrosoi CBS 271.37, 831 nucleotides. RefSeq lists its product as uncharacterized. The coding region runs from base 1 to 831 and encodes 276 amino acids. Lineage: Eukaryota; Fungi; Ascomycota; Eurotiomycetes; Chaetothyriales; Herpotrichiellaceae. The transcript has 3 exons. Gene Ontology annotation, molecular function: acetylpyruvate hydrolase activity. The record is from RefSeq and is a predicted model, not a curated record.